This is a messenger RNA of Saccharomycopsis crataegensis, 1863 nucleotides long. It is a transcript of the gene ALO1, whose product is annotated as D-arabinono-1,4-lactone oxidase. The transcript has a single exon. The coding region runs from base 1 to 1863 and encodes 620 amino acids. Lineage: Eukaryota; Fungi; Ascomycota; Saccharomycetes; Ascoideales; Saccharomycopsidaceae. Gene Ontology annotation, molecular function: D-arabinono-1,4-lactone oxidase activity; FAD binding. Gene Ontology annotation, cellular component: membrane; mitochondrion. The record is from RefSeq and is a predicted model, not a curated record.
AUGCAGUUGCCAUCAUUACCGUCCAGUCUUGUUCCAAUAACUUCAACUAAACAUAUACACCAAACUUGGGCGAAAACCUUCACAACUAAACCCGAUUAUUAUUUUCAACCACGGAAUGUGGCAGAGGUAAGGCAAGUGGUGAAUUUUGCCAGAGAAAAUGGUGCGAGAAUUGUAUGUGUUGGAUCUGUUCAUUCCCCACUGGACUUGGCAGUUGAAGAUUCUAAACUGAGAGAUAACAAACUCAGACCAGGGAGAAAAACUGAUGGCGAUGGGGAAACAUAUUCUAUCAAAGAGGAUGAACGAACUGAUGACAAGUUAGUUGGUCUUGAUGAGCGCUUGAAGCGUACAGCAUGGGUGAUGAAUUUGGACUUCAUGGAUAAAAUUGUUGAUAUAAGUUGGUGUGAAUCUGGGAAAGGCAGAAAAUCGAAAAAUAUUGGUAGCGUAGAUAAUAAUGAACCCAACAUCAACGAGAAAAUUGACGUUGAUUCUUCUAUUGAGAAUAUUAAAUACUGCAAUGAUUUUGAUUACGCUGAUAUUACUGUUCAAGCCGGGAUAAGGAUUUAUCAACUUAAUAACAGUUUAGCGUCCUUGGGGCUUGCUUUUCAGAAUUUGGGAAAUAUUACUGAUCAAUCCAUUGCAGGAUUGAUUGGUACAGGGUCUCACGGAUCAACAGCCUACCAAGGCCCGCUUGAUCGCCAAGUGCUUGAGCUUUGGAUUAUGGAUUCCCAAGGAGAAGUGUGGCACUGUAGCGAGUUGAAGAAUGUAGAAUUGUUCAGGGCAGGAUUAGUUUCCUUGGGAAAGAUUGGUAUUAUUGUGGCGGUUAAGUUAAGAUUUGUCAAGAAGUUCAAGAUUGGCUAUAGAAUUGAUGUAGUUGGAUUCGGAGAGUUGUCACGUUUAUGGCCAAAUUUGUGGACUGCCAGUGAGUUCGUCAGAGUGUGGUGGUAUCCUUAUACUGAGAAAUGCGUUAUUUGGAGAGGAUGGAAAAUGGAUAACAAUAAUAAUAAUGGUUCUGGAAAAAAUAAAUUGAUUCCUGCUAUUCUGUCACUAGUUAAAAAAUUGAUCAAGGUUUCAGCUACUGCUAUCUGGAAAGUAAUUCAUGAAGUGUUAUUGUAUAUUUGUAUCCGUUACUAUCCAUCGCUGUUACCUAUACUUUCACGGUAUGUAUUUUGGAAGGAGUAUGGAAAAGCUCCAGCUUUGGUUCUGUUAUAUGGCAUUGACACUGAUGAAUUAACUGUGAAAGAUAGCACAGAUGCUUUUGCAGUUGACUGUCUCUAUUCACAGUAUGUAAAUGAAUGGGCCAUACCUAUAGAUGACGGAGUGAAUUUCUUGGAGACCUUCAAUAAUGUUAUUGAUGAAGCCAAGAAUAAUAAUCAGUGGUACAUCCAUGAUCCCGUUGAACUAAGGUGCUCUAACCAUAGCAUUAAUGAGCAAGUUUCUGUUCCAUCCUCUGAAGGAAUUACUCUGCAAUGGGGAGCGACUGCUGGGAACAGUGUUGGAGGGUAUCUUGAUGCCACUCAAAAGGGUAAAGAAGUAACAUUAUACGUUAACCUUGUGACAUAUAGACCGCUUGGAUACCCUACAAAGCAUGGGAGGGCCUCCAGAGCAUUUGAAAGCUUAUGUGUUGAGCAUGGCGGACUACCGCACUGGGCCAAGAACUUUAUUGGUAGUAAAGAGUACUAUGAUGAUGAUAAUGAUGAUGAUAAUGAUGAUGAUGAUGAUAAUCGAUUGAUUGGUUACAGACUGCUUAUCAUUGAGCGCUACGGUGAUGAUUUGAAGCAAUGGCAAAAGGUCAGGCUUGAAAUGGAUCGCCAGGGGGUAUUUAUCAGCAGCUAUGGGUGGUGCCUAAGAAACGGGCUAUUGUGA